AUGCCCGGCUUCCCUCCGUCCAUCGGACUGAUCCACCUGGUCUGCAUCGGCGGACAUGGAAUGUCGGGAAUCGCCUUGAUUCUCCACCAGCUCGGCUACCAAGUGCAAGGAAGCGACAUUAAAGAGAGUGACAAUACAAGAAGACUGCGGGCCGCCGGUGUCACAGUGUUCAUUGGCCAUGACGCUACUCUUGUCGGCUCUGCCAAAUUGGUUGUUGCAUCAGGGCAGGCUUUGGCGAUCAAAUGGCGGACCAAAGAGAACAUCGAAGUCGAAGCCGCGAGGGCGAAUGGAAUCCCGGUCAUCCACAGGGCCAAAAUGCUGGCUGAGCUUAUGCGCAACAAAAAGACCAUUGCGGUUGGGGGCAGCCACGGCAAAAGCACCACGACAAGCAUGGUGGCAGCAAUCCUAGACGCCGCCAAAUACAAUCCGACCGUGAUCACUGGUGCUGUAAUGGGUCUGGAUGAUAGCAACGCCAAGCUUGGCACCGGAGAAUGGAUGGUGGUAGAAACAGACGAGAGUGAUGGCUCGUUCCUGGAAUUACCCCAUCUAGUCAGUGUUGUGACCAACAUCGACAGUGACCAUAUCAACUUUUGGAAAGACGAGAGACAUACAAGAGAAUUCUUUUCGAAGUUUGUGUGCAAUGCCCCCUUCUAUGGACUCGGUGUUCUCUGUAUCGACGACCCCGGCGUGAGGCAGAUCGUGUCCUCGGUACAGGAUCGCAAUAUUGUGACAUAUGGAAUUUCCGAAGAGGCCGACAUUCGCGCAGAGGACAUCACAUACUCAACCAAUGGAUGCUCAUUCAUCGUCUCAGUACGUGCCCCACAAAGUGAGUGCCGGACGAACUUGGGUCGCACCACUGUCAAUGCCCUUGGAUUGGCGAACGUUCAAAAUGCACUAGCAGCCAUUGCUAUUUGCAUUGAGAUUGGGAUUAAUGCGCAAUCAUGGAAUCAGGCACUCAGUACCUUCCCCGGCCUGCAGCAGCGGUUUGAGCGCAUCGGGGCUUUCAAUGGAAUCACUAUCAUCAACGACCACGCAAGCCAUACUGCUGAGAUACGAGCAGCACUCGGUAUGGCAAAGCAGGCAGGGGCGAACAGAAUCAUUGCCGUCCAUCAGGCAUCCAGUCGGGCCUCGAUGGCGGAAGAUUGGGUGGCCGAUGGAUAUGCGAGUGCUUUUAAUGAGAUAGCACAUGUCAUCGUCGGGCGAGCCGAAGGCACAGAUGAGAGGCAGGCUGCGGGAGCCCAGAGGAUACUGGCUGAAUCGCUUCGCGAUCACGGUCAUCCAGGAGUGACUGUAAUGCAUGAUUCAAUUCAUCUGCCUGCCCUUGUGCAUUCUGUUGCAAAGGAACGUGACUUUGUGGUUUGCAUGGGUUACAUGGGAUCAGAUGGGUGGUCAAGAGCCUUGAUAGGGGAACUGAAGAAGUUGAGCACCUCAUGA
Messenger RNA from Penicillium olsonii, 1434 nucleotides. The record is from the annotation of a GenBank genome assembly. Lineage: Eukaryota; Fungi; Ascomycota; Eurotiomycetes; Eurotiales; Aspergillaceae.